CAUGUGUGAUGUGGGAGUGACUGGGAGCUACAGGUUCAUAUAAGCUCUCCACGGAUGGACGGAUGACAAACCGUACGCUCCAGCGUUGCUUUCCUCCAGCCUUUUCCUGACAGUGAGAGACGAUGAGAGCGGAGGGCACCCAGUAAAGAGGAACUGCAGGGACGCUCGCAACUGACACCAACAAAAAUACCCAGCCGUCCAUUCUUCUCCAGGACUGACUGUGAGGAUGAAGAAAGCUGCACUGCUGCUGUCUUGUUGCCUGGUCAUGUCUUUAUCAGGCUCCCCGCUCUACCCGUCCAUCAGGUUCGGCCAGAGGGACACGUCCAUCCUGAUGACAUCUUCUGUGGAGAAUCCAGCAGAGCAGCAGGAGGACGACACGAGUCCUCCCAGGGAGCGAGCGGAGUUACGCUCCGGACGCCACGCUGAUGCCAUCUUCACCAACAGUUACAGGAAAGUGCUGGGCCAGAUCUCUGCCAGGAAGUUCCUUCAGACCAUCAUGGGCAAGCGGCUCGGAGAUAAAAGUGAGAGCUACGUGAAACGUCAAUCAGACAUCUACGAGGGGACGUACAAGGAAGAUCUAACGUCCAUCCAGAGCAACCAGAGACUGCUCAGCUGAGAGUCGGGGGAUCAGAUUGCUGCCGAAGCUCCUGGCCGACAGAAUUCUUCAUCGCCAGAAAGGCUUAAAAGGCUCUCUGCGGAUGAAAAUGAUGUGGUCACUGUUUUUUUUAUUUAAAUGAAAUGUAAAGCCCAGCUCAUGACUGUGGAAUAAAUGGCACUGAGGAAAUUCAA
Messenger RNA from Gasterosteus aculeatus aculeatus (three-spined stickleback), 789 nucleotides. RefSeq names its product growth hormone releasing hormone (gene ghrh). The record is from RefSeq and is a predicted model, not a curated record. Gene Ontology annotation, molecular function: peptide hormone receptor binding; growth hormone-releasing hormone receptor binding; growth hormone-releasing hormone activity. Gene Ontology annotation, biological process: growth hormone secretion; adenylate cyclase-activating G protein-coupled receptor signaling pathway; regulation of protein localization. NCBI's taxonomy places the organism in Eukaryota, Metazoa, Chordata, Actinopteri, Perciformes, Gasterosteidae. Gene Ontology annotation, cellular component: perikaryon; extracellular region; terminal bouton.